Messenger RNA from Brassica oleracea var. oleracea, 1642 nucleotides. RefSeq names its product putative B3 domain-containing protein REM4. NCBI's taxonomy places the organism in Eukaryota, Viridiplantae, Streptophyta, Magnoliopsida, Brassicales, Brassicaceae. The coding region runs from base 1 to 1554 and encodes 517 amino acids. Gene Ontology annotation, molecular function: DNA binding. The record is from RefSeq and is a predicted model, not a curated record. The transcript has 6 exons.
AUGGUGGAUCCAGUUAUGGCUUCCUCAACCAAGAAACCAAUCUUCAUCUUAGAUCUGUCCGGACAAAACUCAAACCCUAUGAUUCCUGAUUCCUUUGUUUCGAAUCACUUAAAGGGUAACAUUCAGUCUACAAAACUGAAACUUACUUCAGAUGCUUCGGACAGAACAUGGGAAGUUGAGUUGGAUGGUCAGAGAUUCGCCCGUGGAUGGAAACACUUCUCUGAUCACCACUGUGUACGAAGCGACGACGUUUUGAGCUUCAGGCAGGACGGUGACAUGGUCUUCCACGUUACACCGUUCGGACGCAGAUUCACUCAGCAGAUUCAGUUCAUCUCGUCUACCUCUGAAGCUUCUGAUGAUGAUGAUGAACACAAUAUCUUUGAUGAUGAUGUUUAUGAUGAUGAAGAUAUUGGUGAUGAAGAUGUUGGUUAUGAUGAUGAUGCGACAUCGGAAGAGGAACUGUAUCCAAAUAAAACUUUGUCGAAGAAGAGAGCAAGAACAGAAACAGAAUGUUCAUCCGAAAACACUUAUCUUGUUGCGCACGCCACACCUUCAAGCCUAAACCGAAACCAUAUGUAUCUUCCAAGCAAAUUUGCGAGGGCAAAUGGUCUGAACAACAGACAGUGUGAGAUCGAUCUAAGGAACGAACAUGGAAAGUCUUGGACUCUUGAUCUUACACACCACAAAUCAACUGGUCAAGCAUUUGUCCGUAAUGGCUGGACAAGUUUCUGCAAGGCAAAUGGGAUCAAAGCCGAAUCUUUUCGUAGAUUCAAAUUUGUCCAAACCGGAACAAAACCUGUGCUACAGUUGUGUCCCAACACUGAAGGUGAUGAUGAGAUUGAAGCCGAAGACUGCUCAGAGCCUGCUUCAAUGAAUCAGAACAAGAUCGUGGCAUUAGAACUUAAACCUUACAUGUUUAAGUCAGGUCGAGUUCGAGUACCUGCAUCAUUCGGAAGAGCUAAUGGGAUCAAUGAAGCGGGAAAGAUAACUAUAGUGAACAAAGAUGGAAUAGAGUGGAAGUUACAUCUAGGUAACAUGAAGGGACGUGAGCUAUUCUACAUUAGAGGUUUAAGAAAUUGUUUUGUAGCCAAUGGUAUAAAGAAAAUUGGUGAUUCCUUCACACUAGAAGCUAUCAGAGGAGGACCUAAUCCUAUUCUCAAGAUCUGCUCCAAGGAAGCAUCAUGUGAUGGCUAUAAGACUCCACAGCCAAGGAUGAUUCAAGCGUCACGAGAUGAAGAAGAAAAGGAAACUAAAGUACAAAAGAAAGCUCGAGUUUCUGCAGUAGGAGGACCAUCUCACCGUACUAGGGCAUCAAACAGAUCUAGUGCUGGUCCAUCAAACUUGCAGCCCAAGCAACCUCCUCAACCUUGCUCUACCUCUGAUCAAGUAGCAAAGGUGAAGCAGAGUGUCGUGGAUGCUUUAACCGAUGUAAGACAGUUUCGGUCAGAGCUCGAGGUGAAGGAACGUAAUCUAGAAGCUGCGCUGCUGGAAAUUGAUGUGUUAGGGGAAAAGAUAAUGGGAAUCAGCAAACUCUUCAACAUCAAUCAAGUCUAAAGCAUGUGAAGAUCUGAAAAGUUUGGAGGGACAAGAUCAGAAAAUGAACAAUGUGCUUUUGAUAGGACGAUGGACUUUAGAAAUUCAC